Ipomoea nil (Japanese morning glory) is the source of this 3978-nucleotide messenger RNA. Its product is annotated as phytosulfokine receptor 2. Gene Ontology annotation, biological process: protein phosphorylation. Lineage: Eukaryota; Viridiplantae; Streptophyta; Magnoliopsida; Solanales; Convolvulaceae. The coding region runs from base 572 to 3703 and encodes 1043 amino acids. The transcript has a single exon. Gene Ontology annotation, molecular function: protein binding; protein kinase activity; ATP binding. The record is from RefSeq and is a predicted model, not a curated record.
UAUAUAGAAAGACAAAUAUGAAAGCAUGAGUUCCCUUUCCUUUUCCUGUCUUUGCAGCCCUGCAGUGUUGAGAUGGCCCUUCGUUUCUUGUCUUGACUGUUGUUCUGAUUUGAAAUCUCUAUGACUCUAGCAGCUUAGAAUACUACUCAAAAUUUCCCACUUUUUUUGUUCCUCACUUUCCUUAUUUUGUUUCUUUCUUCAGAUUCUGUCGUUCUUUUUAUGUAUGGAAUGAGCGAAAGUGGCGAGGGUCACUGACUUCCCUGUUUAGCUUUUGGGUUGCUUCCCUUGCAAGGGAUUGGGUGUUGAAAAAAAUCUGUUCUUUGUUACUGUGUUAGAUAAAGAAGGCUGUUUUCCUCAUUUAUAGCCCCUGCUAGGAUUUGGGCUUGAGUUUUCUUGAUUUGUGGUGUUUGUAUUUAGGGUUCUUGAUUUGUGGGAGAAGACCUGGUUGAACUAGAAGCUGCAGUGUGGGUUUUGAGGUGUCUUGAGAUGUGGGUCUGGAGUUUCUGCUUCUGCUGUGUUCUUGGUUUUUGAUCUGGGAAUCUGACUGGGAGUUUUACUCUGAGUUACCCUGAUGAGUUUUCUGAAUUUAGUGUUAUUGGUUUGUGUCUUUUGUUCAUGUUUGGGUCUUGAAACCCCAAUUCAAAAUUGCCAUCCCAGUGAUUUGCUGGGCUUGAAGCAAUUUGCAGGCAACCUAACUAAAGGCUCCUUUCUCUCAUCAUGGUCUGAUGAAUCCAAUUGCUGCACAUGGGAUGGUGUUGAAUGUGAAGGUGGUGGCAACUCUUUGGCCGCAGGGAGGGUGAUCAAGUUGAAUUUGUCUGGGAAGGGGCUAAAAGGGGUAGUUUCAAAAUCUCUUGAAACUUUGGGGGAAUUAAGGUUCCUUGAUCUGUCACACAAUCAUCUAGAUGGUGGAUUACCCUUGGUGGAUUUUUCCAAAUUGAAGCAGCUUCAAGUUCUUGAUUUGAGCUACAACUUUUUCAAUGGAGCAGUGUUGGGAGCACUCAAUGGGUUGGAAUCAAUCCACUCAAUCAAUAUCUCUAGCAAUAAAUUCACUGGAGACUUGAUUGAUUUUGGUGAAUUCCCAGCUCUUCUUGUGCUCAAUGUAAGCAACAAUUCAUUUUCUGGUGCUCUCAGCUCUCACAUUUGCAGUGUAUCCAAAAAUAUUAGAGUUUUGGAUUUCUCAAUGAACCAUUUUACUGGUGUUCUUCAAGGCUUGGAGAAUUGCAGCUUAUCUCUCAGAGAGCUGCAUUUGGAUUUCAAUUUUCUCUCAGGAGAACUUCCUCAGUCUUUAUACUCAAUGUCAUCAUUGGAGCAUCUUUCAGUCUCUGCCAAUAGCUUCUCCGGCCAGUUAGGCCGAGAGCUCAGUAAGCUUUCAAAUCUCAAAUCCUUAGUUUUAUGUGCAAAUCAAUUUUCUGGUGUUAUUCCUGAUGUGUUUGGAAAUUUGACUCGAUUAGAGCUUUUAGUCCUGCAUUCGAAUUUGUUCUCGGGGCGAUUGCCCUCUACAUUGGCACUUUGCUCUAGCUUACAAGUGCUUGAUCUUAAGAACAAUUCAUUGUCUGGUCACAUUGAUCUUGAUUUCACUGGAUUGCCUAAACUCUGCCAUCUUGACCUUGCAACCAACCAUUUCUCUGGACUUCUUCCAGAAUCUCUUUCCAGUUGUCGGGAGUUGAAAGUCUUGAGCCUUUCCAAGAAUAAGUUAGGAGGAUCGAUACCCGAGAGUUAUGCUAGCCUUUCGUCCCUUGAAUUUCUCACAUUGUCCAACAACAGUUUCGAAAAUCUAUCUGGGGCUUUAUCUGUUCUGCAGCACUGUCAAAACCUUUCCACACUUGUUCUCACCAUAAACUUUAAUGGUGAAGAAAUUCCCAAUAACGUGAGUGGAUUCGAGAACCUAACAUUUUUGGCAUUGGGAAAUUGUGGGCUGCGUGGUCAGAUUCCAAUGUGGUUGUACAAUUGUAGUAAAUUGCAGGUUCUUGACUUGUCUUGGAAUCAUUUGGAUGGUAGUAUUCCUUCUUGGAUUGGUAAAAUGGAUAGGUUAUUUUACUUGGAUUUUUCGAAUAAUUCACUCACCGGAGAAAUCCCGAAAAGUUUGACAGAGCUAAAGAGCCUAAUUUCCCCUUGUAGCUACCUAUCCAGUCUCAAUUCUUCAACUAUCAUUCCAUUCUUUGUAAAGCGAAAUUUGAGUAGUAGUGGCUUGCAAUACAACCAAGUUUCGAGCUUUCCUCCUUCCAUAUACUUGAGCAAUAACAGAAUAAACGGGACAAUCUGGCCCGAGAUUGGACAAUUGAAGCAACUGCAUGUCUUUGACUUGAGCAUGAACAACAUAACCGGGACUAUCCCUGACUCAAUCUCAGAGAUGUCGAAUCUAGAGGUUUUGGAUUUAUCCCAUAAUGAGCUCUACGGAUCAAUUCCAUCUUCGUUCAACAAGCUUACUUUCCUGUCUAAAUUCAGUGUUGCAUACAAUCAUUUGAAGGGUGCAAUUCCAACCGGGGGUCAGUUCUUUAGCUUUCCCAACUCGAGCUUCGAGGGAAACGCUGGACUCUGUGGAAAGAUUAUUUCUCCCUGUGCUGUCAAUAACAUUGGUCUCCAACAACCCGCGCCAUCAGCUUCUUCCAGCAAAGGGCUCGAGAGAAGUAGUAUUAUUGGUAUAGCUAUCAGCUUAGCAGUUGGAAUCAUGGUGCUUCUUGCUUUUGUGCUGCUAAAAAUGUCUAGAAGAAACGAGCAGUGCCCGAUAGAUGAUUUGGAGGAAGAGAUGAGCAGACCGGGGAGAUUAUCCGAGGCAUUUGGUCCAUCCAAGUUGGUCCUUUUUCAGAUUUCGGAUUGCAAGGAUCUUACUGUUGCAGACUUGUUAAAAUCGACAAACAACUUCAACCAGUCGAACAUUAUUGGGUGUGGAGGAUUUGGUCUAGUGUUCAAGGCUGACCUACCGAAUGGCACCAAAGCUGCAAUCAAGAGGCUCUCCGGGGACUGUGGCCAAAUGGAACGCGAAUUUCAAGCUGAGGUAGAAGCCCUUUCAAGAGCUCAGCACAAAAACCUCGUUGCUCUUCAAGGCUACUGCAGACACGGGAGCGAUAGGCUGCUGAUAUACUCGUAUAUGGAAAACGGAAGCUUGGACUACUGGCUACACGAGAGCGUGGAUGGCACUUCAUUCUUAACAUGGGAUGCGAGACUGAAGAUAGCUCAAGGGUCUGCUCGUGGAUUAGCCUACUUACACAAGGAGCCAAAUAUAGUCCACCGUGACAUAAAAACCAGCAACAUUCUUCUGGACGAACGGUUUGAAGCUCAUCUGGCUGAUUUCGGCCUCUCGAGGCUAUUAUGCCCCUAUGAUACACAUGUGACCACAGAUUUGGUCGGAACACUGGGCUACAUUCCUCCCGAGUAUAGCCAGACAUUGACAGCCACAUUUAGGGGCGACGUUUACAGCUUUGGUGUUGUUCUUUUAGAGCUCCUCACAGGUAAGAGGCCUGUGGAAGUGUGCAAAGGAAAGAACUGCAGGGACUUGGUGUCAUGGGUGCUACAGAUGAAACUCGAGAAGCGGGAGGAGGAAAUAUUUGAUUCGUCAAUAUGGGAUAAAGAUCUCGAGAAGCAACUGUUGGAGGUUUUGGCCAUCGCUUGUAAGUGUAUACACCAGGAUCCAAGGCAGCGGCCCACAAUCGAUCAUGUUGUGUCAUGGCUAGAAGCAAUUGGACCUGAUCAGAAACCGAAAUGAUGAUAACUUCUUCACUCUUUUUACCUUCCUGUAUUGCUCAGUUCAUUUACAGCUGAAAGGAUAGGAUAUAUUUAUAUAUAUAUAAUCCUUAGUUCUUAUAAAGAGUAGGAUCAAAAGCCAUGGAUAUAUUCUGUUUUGCUUUGCUGCUUCUUUUGUUGUUAAUCUGUACAGACCUUCAGCAUUAAUACUCAAGGUCUCUUUGUGCCCAGAUUUCUUGCAUCCCAAAUAGAUACUCUACUACUGAUUUAUGAAUUGUAAAUUGCUUUGUAUAUCAA